AUGACCGAUAUAAACCCCGACCUCGACCGUCCCGAAUCACAGGGUUACCGCGCCUCCCCAGUCCCCCCAAGUCCACGUCCAUCAGUAGCCAGCCGAGCGAGCGGGUCCAGCCUUCGACGUGAUCAGGAGCGCCAGGAUGCCAUAGCACCCCACAUCAGACCGACGUCUGUGACUUAUUCCCGACCCGAGACUCCCCAGAAACUCGCCGCGCAGCCUGUUGAUGGACCUCCAGUACAACCUUCACAACAAGCGCAACAACAGAAGCACCACCCACAGCAACCACAACCCUUCGCACCCGUCUUCGCUCUCCUUGACUCGGUCUCGCAUUCAUCGAAGCGGCAAACCGUCCAUUACCCAACAGUUCACUAUAUCUUCGCCGACGACGACCCCGGUAUCCUUUCUGCCGCGCUCGCACGACAUCACAACGGUAGUAACAGUAGUGGCGGUGGAGGCGGCGGCAGUAGGCCCGCUGACCGAGGUGUGAUCCUCGAUAUGGAACCAAGCCCCGACGGCUUAGGGUACGAGGUAAAGUGGGCGAGUAGCCUGACGCCAGAUUGGGCUGUCACGUCGGCUCAGGUUAGCCAGAUAGAAGGCGAUGCCGGCGGUGGAGGCCGUGGCGGCGUUGGGGUGACGGGGCUAGGGGGGAACCUUGUGCUUAGAGUUGAAGGUGUAAGCCUGGAGCCUGAAUCGUCCUCUGGUUUGCCAGUCAAGGCGUCAACGUCGGAGGUGGAUCUGCAGGGUUUCGGCGUGAGCUUGAGGCGAGAGCUACAGCAACACCGGGACGGGGCAACGCCCGGAGGGUACACGGGUUUGCUGAAUGAAUUUGAGAAGGGCAUGUCGACGCUGCGGAAAGUAGUUGAAGCGGCUACAGCUAGGCAGCGAGUGUUGGGCGAUGGCGAUGGGCAGUUUUUGGAGGGUACGAAGAGAGGGACGGUACACCGUCCUCCAGCCGAGAGUGAGGCUGAAGGCGGGAGACUGAGGGAUGGAAGGCUUGAAGGGGUGUAA
Molecule: messenger RNA, 1005 nt
Organism: Dichotomopilus funicola
Lineage: Eukaryota; Fungi; Ascomycota; Sordariomycetes; Sordariales; Chaetomiaceae
Exons: 2
Coding region: 1-1005 (334 amino acids)
Source: RefSeq, a predicted model, not a curated record